Closterium sp. NIES-65 is the source of this 975-nucleotide messenger RNA. Lineage: Eukaryota; Viridiplantae; Streptophyta; Zygnematophyceae; Desmidiales; Closteriaceae. The record is from the annotation of a GenBank genome assembly.
AUGGGUCUGGUUCGGACCGGUUUCCUGCGGUUCAGAAUUGGAGACCAGCUGGCGCGUUCUGAUUGGCUGUUCGUGGAUAACCUGGUUCAUGCGCAGUGUCUGGCAUUCGUUGGCCUUAUUCCGGACGGAUCCAGCAGCGGUGCUUGCAGAGGGGUUGGCAGUGGUGGGGUUGGGGAUGUAAAUGGGACGGGAAAGGGCGAGAAGGAUAGGAGUUGUGAGGAUGGAAGCUGCAAGUCUGCCGGGCAGGCUUACUUCAUAACUGAUGUUUCUGUUUCCCUGGUGGAAAUUCUAUUACUCCUGGUGGUUCAGAACUUGUCCCCAUCCCAUGACACACAUAUUUCUCAUCGCACUCAUCCUCUGCAAAUACCAUCAUCCAUCGUUCCCCACUGCCCGCCCACCACCUUAUUGACUCCCCUUCAGCUGGCAGUGCACCACGUGUUCUCAACAGAUAAGGCGAAAACAGACCUUGGUUACCAACCCAUAGUGGACCCCCGCCAUGCCAUGGAUGCCACGAGGGCGUAUUGGAGGCGCACAGCGCAAAGAGAAGUCCCCAUGCCUCCGCUCAUAGUCUGGGUGCUAGUCCCUCUGGGUCUCGCUUUGCUCUACCUGUCGGCCUUUUACCCCCGGCCGUCUCUCCCGCCGCCCGUGUGCUGGGUGCAAGACCUGGGUGUUUUUCUCUUCAUGUCCCGGAGUAUGCUGCAGACGGUGUGGUGGACGGCGCUUGCCAUUCAUUUAACCGAGGCGAGCAUUGCCUGGAUGGUGGCUCGGAAUUCAGGAGGUUCGGGGGCAAGGGGAGCUGAGGUGGACGGGUUGGAGUGGGACGAUGGGGAGGAUGGCAAAGUGGGGCCGUGGAGUGAAAGGCAGAAUGCAGCAGAGUGGUUCGUGCAGACAUUUCUGUUUGGGUUUUGGUCGCUACGGUUGCUGUUGCGGCGUGUCGUCUGGAGGAUGGUUGAUUCUGAGCAAAAUCAGCAGUGA